This is a messenger RNA of Dermacentor andersoni, 17529 nucleotides long. RefSeq lists its product as uncharacterized. Lineage: Eukaryota; Metazoa; Arthropoda; Arachnida; Ixodida; Ixodidae. Gene Ontology annotation, molecular function: calcium ion binding. The record is from RefSeq and is a predicted model, not a curated record.
AUGUUCUCGCCAUCAUCGUCGUCCUCGUUUUCGUCCUCCAGCGGCGGCUAUUUCCUGCAGGCGGGAGUCGCCGCCGUAUUAGACGUGGCCAAGCACUUGGGAUUGGAUCCACUACAAAGCAGCGACUCGGAAAGUUUUUCUCAGUUCCAGGAGGUGCGCCUUUCCGGCAGCGCAGCAGCGCAAGUCGAAGUGCUGGUGGAGACUGAGGCAGCUAAGGGUCUCGUUUUAGGCAACAGCUCUGUACUGCGGGCCUCGGGGAGAGACCGCUGGCUCGCGCUUCGAGCGCGGUCGUGCCGCUCCUGCUACUACCGAACCGUUGUUUACGCCUUGGACAGCCGCGAAGGUUGCAACGCGACACUCACCAGAACAAGAGGAGAAUGGCACAGCCCCCACCAUCCGGAUUUCUACCCUCCGGGAUUGCACUGUUUCAUAACCAUACUGGCACCCGUUGGACACCGCAUACUGCUCCGUAUCCCGUUCCUUGAGUUGCCGCCCGCAAAGGACCCCCGCUGUGAGCACGACAGCCUGGAGAUUGGACCCCUGGCGGGCCGCGGGCCCAGCACCGUCGUGCUCUGCGGAAGCCGGCGGAACCUCACGUACCUGUCUCUCGACGAGAGGCUCUCCAUCGCGUUCCACAGCGACCCCCUGCUGGAGGCCGAAGGCUGGACGGUCAAGUACGAGUUCGUCAGGCUCUGUCGGAACGAGACCCACGGCGAGGCGAACGGCCGCGUCUGCUAUCCGCCCGGCAAGAGCACGUCGCUCCUUUACUCGGCUCCCGGCGACUGCCACUUUGCGCUGGUCGUGCCGCUGGGCUACGAGGUGCAGCUCAGCUUUAGCAUGCUCCAGGUGUCGGCCGUGCGCGCUUCCUCGUCCUGCCCUGACAGCUUCCUCGAAGUGUCGUCCGGAGGCGUGGAGCACCGGUUCUGCGGCAACUGGACGGGAAGCCCCGAGCUGGCGGCGCUGCGAUCCGCGGGCAACGCAAUGACCAUCCGUGUGCACCUCCAGGAACCAGCCGGGGGCCCCAGCUUGCUGGCGCUCAGUGCCGCCAGCCUGGGCUUCUGUGCCACGUACGACGCGGUGCUCGUGAACCAGUCUCUGGCGGAGGACUGCGAGUUCGGCUGGGUCUCCUGGGGGCUGCACUGCUACAGGGUGUUCAACGAAAGCCUCUCCUGGGCCAAGGCCAAUGACGUGUGCGCCUUGCAUGGCGGCCACUUAGCCAGUGUCACCGGAGAAGACGUGCAGUCGCUUCUGGAUGCUAUGCUGCUCGCGAGUACCGAGUACAAGAACCAUCAUCACACCUUCUGGAUUGGUGGGAAUGACCUGCAGUACGAAAAUUGUUUCACCUGGGCUGACGGUCAGGAAUUUGAGUACACACAUUGGUUCCCUGGCUGGAGCAGUCACGGCGGCUAUGGCGCCCAGCCCAGCGACGACGGCCUGGCGCAGCAGGACUGCGUCGAGGUGCGCGACGUGUUCCUGUUCCCCAGCAAGGGCCAGGGGCACACGGCCACCUUCUUCUGGAACGACCGGCACUGUGCGGUCGCCAACCCGUUCGUCUGCCAGCGGCUGCGCCAAGGUGCCACUUUGGAGGUUGGACGCACUGUGGAGUGCAACCGUACGCUGGUGCUCAGCCCCGAUCACAGCCGUGGCGUGGUGUCGAGCCCCAACUUUCCCGGUGCCUACCCCAACAGCCAGCGCUGCUCCGUCGAAAUCCAGGCGCCAGCAGGGUUCCGCGUGGAACUACGCUUCAACGAAUUCCUGCUCGAGGACCAUCCAGGGUGCACCCACUUUCUCAACAUUCUUUCUGCCGACUGCAGGACACGCCUGAUCGCCUCUGCCGAAUUUGACUGUCUUGAAGCGAUGAUUAGGUCUCGCCGUAUACCCGCUGAUCACUGUCAUGCGACAGCAAAUAUGUGCGAAUACGACUACGUUGAAAUUGAUGAACCCGAUGAGGAACGCAGUAGCGGCCGCCUUUGCGGCGACUGGAGCGGAAGGGUGAAACUGCUGCGUCAGUACAGCCAUGGCCGACGCCUUCGAGUUCAUUUCGUCUCCGACUUCUCGCACGCCUUCAAAGGCUUCAAAGCAGAAGCUGUUCUCAGGCCAGAGGCGGUGCCGACGCAGCUGUGCGAUGCGCGCCAGUUCCAGCGUUUCGCUGACCACUGCUACCUGACGGCCAGUUUCCCUGAAGUGUCCUGGGCCACAGCGCAGCGCGUCUGCAGCGAGUCGCAGGCCACGCUGGCCGCCGUCCGCACGGCGGCUCAGGAGGCGCACCUGAGGGCACUCGUGGCUGCCACCGAGGGCUCCGGCUCCGGCGCCUGGUACUGGCUGGGCGGCCGCAAAGUGGGCCAACGGGCAGACGCUGGCUCCUGGGUGGACGAGGCGAGUGCCGAGAACGCCGCCGACACCACCGAAGAGCCGCCCGGGGAAACGACCAGCUCUGGGACCAAGGGGACGCCUCUGUGCCUGGCAUUGCAGUGGCGGCCCCAGCAGAACGGGAGCGACCUGCACUGGGCCUGGAAGCCGUGCGACCAUUCCGGCCGAUACAUCUGCCAGAAGAAAGCCUUCACGCUUCCUCAGGAUUUGAACUCGACGCACACGGAACCGUCGGGCACGCUCACGUCGCUGCACCACCCGGCGCACUACUUGAAUGAUCUGCACUACUCAGUGUCCAUCGUGGGGCCACCUGGCUCGCGGGUACUGCUCUCCUUCUCUCGUUUGGACCUCGAGUGGCAGGCUGACUGCCUGUACGACUACAUCGAGAUCGAGAGCCCGCACAGCCAGGUUGAUCCCGUGCGCAUCUGCGGACAGCACGAGGCCGACCUCGACAGGUUCGACCACUUCUCGGAGUCCAAUGAGCUGCGACUGACUUUCCACUCGGACUACUCGGUUACAGCCACGGGCUUCGCAGCUAGCUGGACGACGGUUGAUAUGGCAUCGCUGUGCCACGACCCGCCAUCUACUCUCACUGCGUACAAAGACCGGCCGCAGUCGCUUAUCUCGCCGCAUUACCCGAACUUCUACCCCAACAGCAUGCACUGCAGGUACGUGAUAAAGUCCGAGGCACCCAGCCUGCCGGUGUUGGUGACGGUGGAGGACCUGGACGUAGGCGUGCGGGAAGCCUCGGGUCACUGCCUGGGCGACCGGCUCAGCGUGAGGCUCAGCGCCACCACGGCCAUAGGGAGCCCAGCCACAAUCAGCCUGUGCGGCGGCGACCUGAGCGUGCAGCGUGGCUUCCAGCUGCUCUCGUACGGCGACACGCUCAAGCUGACUCUCGAGGCCCAGCAGCACAGGACGCGGAGGCACCGAGGGUUCAACAUCACGUACCACGCACGUGAGUUGCAGGCAGCAGCAUAUGGUCGCACCUACUUAGUAUUCUUGCUUAUUAUUUUAUACCUUGUCAGCAUUGCAUUGUUCUCUAGGGUGAAACUUCUUUUUACGACCGUGAUUCGUAAGCACCCUCGGACGCCUCAGCUAAAAGGGCCGCUGUACAAGUGUAAUUCUGCCAGUAGUCAAACUUGUUGUCUGUACAUCUGCUGCGUCGCGAAACUCGGGCAUACCCGCAACGCUCCGACGUUCCUCGCAGUGUCCGGCUCAUCGCUGGAGACCACCCUGCAGCUGCCGGCUCGCGCUCGGGGCUUCGUGCAGAGCCUCAACUACCCGCACCGGCCGCCGCAGGGCUUGGCCUACAGCGUGCGCCUGCUGGCGCCGCUGGGACAGCGCGUCGAGCUGCGUUUCGUAAACCGCAGCGUUGCCCCGGCGGCCGCCGUCGCUGGCGCUGUCCACCUGUGGGACCCGUACCGGACCCCGCAGCUGGCGCUCAGACUCGGCGCUGGCGCCGACAAUGCCACCGUCUCGUCCACGCUCCACACGCUGCGGCUAUCGUACAGCGCCCCGGCGGCCCCAUUCCAGGCCUACUUCAUCACACGAAAAGAUCCUUUGUACCUGGACAAAACCGUGACGCUGCUGGCAGACGUCUCCCUGGACUCCUGUAUGCCAAACCCUUGCCUUAACGGAGGAUCCUGUAUCGAAGACGUGACUUCCAAGAAGCGCCUCUGCAGUUGCACUCCGCCGUUCGCAGCGAUGUUCUGCCACGUGCACGUGUGCGACGUGGGCGACGCCUGCAACGGUCGUGGCAAUUGCAGCGUGUCAUCAUCGGGGGCGCUUCAGUGCUCGUGCCAGCAGGGUUUUGAGGGUCCAGACUGCACCCAGACAGUAAACCCGUGCGCGGGACAUCCCUGCGGGCCCCAGGGCCGCUGUGUCGCCCUCAAUGGAUCCUUCGUCUGUCACUGCAACAUCUUCUUUGAAGGGCUGCGCUGCGAGAAGCAGCUGUUCCGUCUGCCGUACCGUCCUCUCAGUCAGAGGAUGCUUGAGGAGCCCUUCUGGUUAGGGCUGAUCACCGUCUCAGCUGUGCUUUUGCUCAUAUUGCUAGUCUACUGCAUAAAACGCAAGUUCGCCGACAAGAUUGAGAAGUUUCUGGCCGAAGAGAUUGAACGCAGCAAAAACAAUCCGUCGCCGCCCGCGACACGUUACAGCCUGAGUUCCACCCAGCCGAGCCUGACGCCCGCUAGUCUGAGCCCGCAGCCAUGUCAGCGGUCACUGCUGAGCCGCAUUCGGCGGCACAGCAUCCGAAGUGCGCAGGGCGGUUCCAGCCCGUCCGACAAGGAGCAGGGGGCCUGCACGUUCAGCUUCGAUGAGCUCCUCAAGCGAUCGUCGCAGUCCUCCGGCUCUAAGAAGCAGUCAGCCAAUUCCAGCGACAGCGACAACCCGAUGCCUGGUACCAGCGGUCCGGGCCCGGCUCCUAAGGAGAAGGAGUCCGAGACCUCGCGAAUCCUAGCCUCGCUGGUCACUUCGUCGAAAUCGCCGGGAAAACGGAGGAUGAGUCUAGAUGAGUUUAUCAAGCUCAGCGAGCGCAAGAUACAGAGCAUCAAGCGCGAGGAGACCCCUGGGGACAUAUCGGACGUGUCAGUUGCCAGCGAGGGCAGCAUGGAGACUAGUUUUAUCCAGAGGACCGCAGAAUUUCACUCCAUCCGGGAGCAGUCGCAGGAGCAAAAUUCUUCUUCGGACAGCAUAAGCGCGGGGCCUAAGACCAGUGAGGUGCAGGUCGAGGUGACGCCGAUACCCGAGUCUCCUUCGCGAUGCUCCACCGGGGCUGAAACCUUGUGUCGCCAGGACGCCGUGGCCAGUGGUGGCUCACGCUCACCGUCGCCGCGCUCUUUUGUCGAGCAACAGUCGUCCUCGUUGGAAGAGAAGGCCAAGGAGACGCCGAGUACGACGACGGCAACAGAGACGGCGAUGGUGGCGGAAACGCUGGCAACUCCCAAGGCAGAGCCCGGUUCGCCUAAAGCUGCCGGAGGGGACCCAAAGGGUGCUUUCUUGGACCUGCUUCAGAAAACAAUGAUGGCCGCCUCACCGGCCGCGUUUCCCAAGUCCCCAACGAAGCAGCAGCAACAACAACAGCAGCAGCAGCAGCAGCAGCAACAGCAGGACUCAACGCAGGUGUCUAUGCUGAGCCUACCGAAGGUGGGCAGCGGCUGCAAGCAGAAGGCCGCGGAUCUGAGCGUCCCGAGGAAAUAUUCCGUCGACCUGCCGAUGCCCAAGAUCCUGAUCACAGCCAACAUGAGCUCCUGCGAGUCCGAGGAAGCGCCGAGCCCACCCAGAACUCCGAACCCAUCCUGCAAGACCAUGAACUACCUGAGUCCGCUCACCAUCAUGUGCUCCUCAGCGGACCGCACCAUAUCGGAGUCGAACCUCAGCACGUCCGGGUACUCUUCGCUCUCCAGCCCGGGACUGUCCAGGUGCAACUCGAGCAGUCCCAUCGCUGACGAGCUGGAGAACCCCGCGCACCAGGGCCGGCGCGCCAGCGUCUCCCCCAAGAGCGGCCAUUCGCUAUCGCCCAACUACCUGUCAUGCGGUGCCAAGGCGUUUCAGUUUCCGGUGGCCCAGGCCUAUCCGUACCUCGAGGCACACCGGCCAACGUCUCCACUGCUGCAGAAGCGGAGGUCGUCCAUAGGGGGAGCUCUGUGCCCUGCGACGCCGUCCCUCAAGGACCGUGUGACGCUCAAGGGCAAGUACCGCGCCACGCGGCAUAACUACCAGACCACCAGCACAGAGGACUCUGUCGAUGAUGAGGGCAUAGGCAUCGACAUCGCGGAAAUUAGGAUGAGCAAGUCAUGCAUCCGGGGCGGAGGCUCCGUGGACAUCAUCCUCGACACGGGAAAGUUCGACGUCCCCGAGCGAGACGUGUCCAGGGCCACGUCCCCGUUCGCCAAGAGCAUCAGCUUCGAGAGCCCGCGCUGCCGUAAGGCGGACAAGCACCGCAAGGGAGAGAAGCACCGCCGUCCCACGCCGGGGAGCUCGCCCGGCAUCACGCCCAGCUCCGAGUCGCUGCCCAACGAGCUGCUGGUGGCAGAGGCCAAGCUGUCGCGCAACCCGUCCAAGAGCAGCAUGGCUGCUGCCGUGGCGGCCCACUCCACCUCCGACUCGGACGACGGCGAGCAGCGACCGCGGCGGCCCUGCAAGAGCCCCCGGGCCAGCAGCGCGCGGAGUCCCGUGGACGGCCGAGCCGCAUCGCCCCUCUUCGUCUGCCAGCGCUCCUCGUCCUCGGACUCGCUUCCGUCCACCAACGAGGAUCAUAUGGGCACCGAUUGCUCGUCCACCGAUUGCAGCGCCGACCGCGGCGGCCACCCCUUCUCCGAGCUGGCUAUCGUCAUCGACUCGUCGCACUGCGCGCCUGGUCAAACCAUCGAGCUGAUUCCGUGCCUGCCCCGCCUGCGCGUGCAUCCGCCGCCGCAGCGUCGGGAGGAGGCCACAAACACUCAGCCGCCCUCGGCGCUGCCGUCGCUGCGGCUCAUCUCGCCCGAGGGCAGCACCAGCAGGAGCCUGGACGAAACCGCGGAACCACGCUCGCCCAGGCCUCCCAGGAGAUCUUCGCUGAGUCCUUCUGGAAAUCAGAGCUCGUUUUCGGCCGGUGAAGGUAGCAUUAGGAUUCCAACGUCUCCAACACCAACUCAUCACCAAAUACUAAAGCGGCAAGAGGCGCUCGUGGAAGACGAUGGCAGCGAUGAAUCGGUCAGCGAGACCACGGUGCUCCUGCCGCGCAGCCCCAAGCAGCAGCCCGGUGGCGCCUCCCCGAGGAGCGGCGGCGACAGUGCCAGGGCGCGCACGCGGAUGGGCUCGCCUUUUCCCUCAUCCCUGGACUCGGCCGACGGUGGAACUCAAGGCGGGCGGGACGGUGACGCGACCGAGGACCUCUACGACUCCCCGGGGGACGUCGUCUGAGGAGCGCUAAGCGCUCUCGCCUGACGUGCGCGUUUUAGGCGCGCGUUUCAAGAGGCGCGGCUGCCUCGCUCUCGUAUUUCGAAGGGAGAGGCGUCUUAGGCGCUGGCGACCCACUGCCGAGAUCUAGAUAGUGUUCUCGAGUACCAAGCCGCAAUCGUUAAUAUCGUUCUUACGCCCCGUGCUGUACCGAGAGCCACUUUCGGUUGACUUAUUCUGCUGUGCGAAAGGCUCCCUUCGGGCUGCGGCAAGUGAGCAGCUGUGCGAUGUUAGCUUCCCACAUUUCACGUUUUCGGCGGCGGUGCGAAGCUCAGACACCGGCGUGAAAAAGCACGCACACCUUUGGUGCCACCCUCCACCCCACCCCCACCCCCCCCACCCCCGCGCAUCGCUUCCCAUCACUCCCGUCCAUUAUAAAGUCGACCAUGCUUGCCCUCUGUUCUUUCGGAAAUCCCUCAGGUGAGCUCCCUGACUGGUGCCUGAUGUCAUCAGUGUGGUCAGUAAAACAGGCUGCAGAGCAAAUACUGACCACACGAAGAGGUCUUGAAAUGGCGCUGAAAUUUAAGGAAGAAAUAAACUGCAUCCACGACUCAGUGAGCUGUUCCCCUGCGAUGGUCUGAAUACCCGCGUGUCUACAGAAAGGGCUCUCGAACCAAUCUCUUGCGUUGCUCAGCCACGCGUUUGGCAGAUCGCGAUCUACGUUGGCGCGAAACGUUGUGCAAUGCGCUGCUCGCGGGUGUAGUCGCCACAGUGUAGUAGUGAUCUGCAUAGUUUUGGUGGCCCAUUAUGCAGCCGACCGAGAGUACAACACUUUUGGGCAUGUGUGCGUGUGCGUGCCGGUCCUGUGUGCGACGGAGAGCACACGGACUCAACCAGCACCACUCCCUUAAGAGCGCAAGCAAGGCAGCCGCGCCGGCACUUUUCUCGACCGGGACGAAGCAGCGAAUCGCCAUACCUAGGUGAACAGCUGCUCGGCCCUGAGUGUUUUAAAUAGCUUUUGUUAUUUUCAAUUUUGCUGUUUCAGCGCUACGCCGCGGAUACUGCGUGCGCCAUGCGUUAGUCGUAGUGGCCAAAUGGAGCUCAUUUCCUGUUUGAUGCUCGGAAGCACAGGUGUACAAGGUGUCAUGCUGCAUCAUAUUCUUCUCUCAGAAAGCUCAGAGCUGCUGCUGCUGCUACUGCUGCUUUAGAGUGGAAGGAAUGCACUUCAUGAUUUUUAUAUAAGGUCGUGUUCAUUGUGCAUACGCUAUUGGAGGUAUUCUAUAUGCAAGUACUGCGGCGAAAGUCGCUCACUUCGAUAGAACUCUCUAUGGGAAAUAGAAACGAGGAGACGAAGUUGUUUUCUAUGUUCGUGUCUGGUGCGGAGUCAUUGUCAUUGUUUAAUUGACAUGGUGCUGAACUGCUCGAGAAUUUCCAAUUCUGUGAUUGAUAGCAACGUUUCUGUUCUUUGCUUUAAUCCACCACAGAUGCAUUCACAUUGCCCUUGAAGAAAAAUAUAACGCGAAAAUCACCAGUCCCUUCGCAAGAAAACCGAAACUGUGCAUUGAAUCUUGUAUGCUGCAGUACUGUUGACGCCUCAUUCACGUCGCUAUAACUGUGACUGAAGCUGCGUUAAAAAAAAAAAGAAAAAAAAGAUGAAGACGACGCUCUGUCUGGAGCAAGCAGUAUUUAUUUCUUGUGCUGGAAGGCAUUUCAGUACACCUUCUGGCGUUCGUGCGCCGUAGAUCGUAGCUCCUGUAGCGUCGCAAUGUGGCCAGCUUAUAGAAACUCCCCGCGAUUCAGGGCUUGAAACCAUGCGGUUUAUAGAUUCUUAUUCUCAGAGUAGCAUAUGUAGAGUCACGCUCGGCCAACAGUGACCAAUUCUUCAGAUGCGAGCUACUAAUGGCACAAGCCGAGUGUUAGUAAUAGUGUUUAACUUUCGCGGCCAACAAGAAGGUAAUAAAUUCUAGCAUGGUAGCUUCAGCUAUACCCAAAGUUUGUUCGCGUGCGUGCGUGCGUGCGUGCGUGCGUGCGUGCGUGCGUGCGUGCGUGCGUGCGUGCGCGUGCGUGCGUGCGCGUGCGUGCAUGCGUGCGUGCGCGUGCGUGCAUGCGUGCGUGCGUGUGUGUGUGUGUGUGUGUGUGUGAUUUUUUUUUUAGUUUUAUCUCCUUCGUUCAAGAUAAGGGCUAAAUAGUGCAAGGUAACCCUUUCGACAAAAUUAAGAGGCGUAUCUAUAAAGUACGCACAAUUUGUCAAAUAACUCCGCAUUGGCACUAGAAUGGCGGGCUUUCGUGCACGCUUGUAUUGUAGACGUCACAUCCGGAGUAAUUGGAUGCACCGCACCUAUGAAUUCGGUCUCCGAUCCUUUUAUUGAAUAGGUUUUGUGUGUCUACUGUGACUUAUCAAAGCUUCGCAAUAAAAUAACGAAGAAGUAAUAUACAGUAGGCGAACAAGACAUGUCUCAAACUGGAGCCAACGUUUCGACAAGGAGAGAGACCCUUUGUCGAAACGUUGGCUGCAGCUUAAAGCAUCUGCUCUUCGACUACUCUUUAUUACCGUAACUUGGGUUCUCUGCGAGCAGGUGUAGUGUAGAAGAAACACAUUGAGAAGGUGGUUCAGCAACUCCAAAGGGGGUGAGAACGUUCGUAGCUUGAAGCGAGGCGGUAGGCGAUCUUUAUUUAUUGAUGACCUACUGCGUGUGGUCACUGAGAAAGUAAGUAGUUCCGACCACCGCGCCAAAAGACCAAAACCGGAUCGCAGAAGACCAGCGGCGGCACGAGAGAAUUAAUACGAGCACCGAUGAUAGCAAUUGCAGUUAGCUUUCGGUAGCCUUUUCGAGAAUUUUCAUUAAUUGUGCAUUUAUACCGCUCUUUGAUGAUGCGGUACUGCACAAAAUUUUGCCGCGUAUGCCGGUUAUCUUAAUUUUUGUGCUCAUUAUGGGGGAAAAAAUGUAAGCUGCGGUUUGCAGAAUUGAUUGAAGGGGUCCCACAUCCUAAAGCAGCACUGCGGUUAUGAAGGACGUAAUAUUGGACGACUCUGGAAUAAUUUUGACCUCCUGGGUUUCUGUAAUGGGCCACCUAAGCUGACGAGCGUUCUCGCAUUCCACGCCUCGCAUAAUGCGGCCACCAUGAGUGCGAAUCGAACCUGCGACCUUGUGCUAAGCAGUAGAGCGUAUUAGCCAUCGCGGAUGGCAAAUAAAAUUAACAGGUCAUAAGGAACGGAAAGCUAUUUUGGUUAUUUAGUUAGUGUUGUCAUGGUUCGUAAUUUUGUUUUUGUUUAAUUAUUGCAACGGACUUGAUGUCUGGAUACUCCUCGUACAGUAUGAUAUCUAAGGUGUGAUACCCUGUAACAUUCCUCAAGAUAUUAGACAGGGCCUUUUUUUUUCCUGCUAAUAGCAUUACUUUGGGAUACCUACUUACUAUUUGCUGUGACCGGCGCUCGGAACUCUAUGAUCACUACCGCCAAAGUAGCUGCCUAGUCGCUUUUCAAUUUUGUUCGUUGAAUGUAAAGUAGUUAGAAUUUUUUUGUUUUUUUUUUGUUUUGUUAGGUAGACGUGCUACCUCCACAUUUGCCAUGCUUAUCGGAGGGUUCUCGACGUAAUGUCAACAUUUCGAUAUCUGUAUGCGCGAACAAUUGCGCCUGUAUAAGCUUUACCACACUAAGUAAGCAGCGCGGCGCGUUAUCUCGCAUAAUUGCAGUUUCUAGAUAAAUACUAAAAACCGUGCAUGCGCACACGCGUCUGUACUCACGCCAUCGUUGUGUAGGCUUAGCUAGCUUAUCUUUAAGCUCGUUGUUAAUUUGUUAAAAUCACGAACCGCCCCUUUCCGCACUUAUUGCGUUAUGCAAAAAAGCUACUUUCUUUUUGUGCUUGGUGAUUCACCACUUGAUUUAUUUAUAUUGGGAAUAUUGGCAACAAAUAUGCGGCCGGUCUUUCCACAACGACGGGUGCUUUAUGCGCCCAUUUCACCAUAUCAGGGCGUUUCCUUCCGUCUCAACGAACGGUAUAUGUCACCCCCCUCUUUUUUUCUUUUUUGCGUGCAUAAUUUUCUUUCGAGAUGAAGUGACAGUGACACACUUAUGUACGCAGAAGACAGAUAUGACGGUGAAAUUCAAUUUAGAAACGUAACCGCUUUUACGUACUUGCCGCAAGUACCAAAAAAAAAGGAAGAAAUAAAUAUCUGCUUUCACCAAGCCUCCAGUGAACCAUUUAUCACAUGUUCCGGUUCGGCAUCGCCAGUGCGUGUUAAUGGAACGGUUAGGUUCUGAAUUUUGCGCGCCAGCGAGCGUUAGAUCUUUUUAAACCAAGUUCACCAAGUUACCACGUAUUUCUGACAGGAACUUGUAACGAUACGCCAACUGUUUGGCGUUUGUCAUUGCUUACCGACUGCUCUUGAACGAUGUUCUACGAAGGGGCGCGAGAGAAAGAAUGCGCUGGUAGGUAGUUUCGUAAUGCUACGGAUCACUGGGAUGGCGGUAUGCUGCCAUAUACGUAAUGUAUGUGUCUGCCGUGUCAACGUAUACAAGGUGUCCCACGUAUCUUGAGUCAAACAUUGCAUGUAUGCAAAUACCACGUAGCUGGACAGAACCAAGAUAAUGUUGCUUGGGGUCGCUUAGAGAUACUCAAAUUAUUUUUUCCGCAUUUCGCCUAAUUAGAUCAUUAGUCUUGAUUAAGCAAUCAGUUUUUCAAACAAAUUAGAUGAAAAGCUCCCUAUACAGCUUUCUGUUGCUCAAUACGUGCUACAUAAAAGUUUUUUCGAGCGUGAAAGAAGUCCGCAAAUACACGCAAAAUUGCCGCGUGACUGGCCGCUCGAUGGAUGGAACGCCUGGUCGGUCCUACGCUGCUUAGAUUAAUAUAACAAUUGGCAGAGCCGUAGAUUAUAGUUCGAUGCUCGCAUAGUCUCGUAUAAAAUUAACAAGAAUUAUCUAGAAUGUGUCGCUUGUGUUCUGUUCUACUGAUAAUUCUACUAAGAAGGUACCUAGUCUACUCUGUUCUUCUCCGUCUUACGGCAAAAAAAUGAACAUAUUAUUAUAAAAUAAAUAAAUUAAUUAAAAUGUGGUAAUAAGGUUUUUCAUAAUAAAGAUAGGUUAUUAAUAAAAGAUAAAAGUUAUUGUCAAGGUUUCCUUCUUUCUAAUAAAAGGAGCGUUGAAUUUCACGAUUUAAAAGAAAUAAUAAUAAUAAAGAGAAAUCACGUGGCGUCAGACGAGCAGGUGGUGGUAAUCGACGGCUGGGGAAUGACGCAUACUAGUUCUCGUGGCUACGUAUUUCAACCAUUCGCGUUAAAUGUCUAGCCGUAAUAUUUCAUUGGACGUUUAAUUUUAUUAAAUUGCCGUUAACAAUCUGUUGGCUUCUUAACAUCUAUUUUUGGUACGUAUUGUGCACUACAUUUAAGUUCAGGUGGACUCCCAUAUAAACGUAUGUGCGACGCUUUUCAGGAGUGACGUGGAUUUCCAUCUUCGUUUCAGUACAGCAGGAGCAGCACUGAGCCUGCAUUUCAUCAGGACGCACCGAUUGUGUGAGCUGAUCAUUAGCCGCGAGGCGAGCACCGUUACCUCUCACAAGCUUUACGCGCUAAAGGUAUUAGCGGUUGUUAAUACUUAUUUAGGCUCACCAUCAGCUUCAUGGAGUAACUAAAAGAGAGGUGUCAGUCACUGGCGCGCCCUGCGUUACGCUUAAACGCGAUAACAUUCAUCGCGCGUUGGACCUACUUUCGUACUUCUAAAUGCGAUCACAGUGCUCGGGAGAUGUCAUUAAGAGAUCAUACGAAUAUUGACUUGACGCGGUCAUCUUAUAUUCCUUAUUUUCUCGUUUCUUUCUUCCUCCCCUCAAAAAGCAUACAAUCAUUCAGGGCUUUCUUGCGCAUACAAACAAAGGUGUAAAGCGCGCAGCCACGAUUCUGAGUAAUUCCACACUCCAGAAUGACCGUCCAAAUUUAGGUAGGAAGUCUGCGAUCUAAACACUUCCAGCUAAGGGCAUCACGCGCACUAUACAGUAUGGAAGGCCCACUGUCGCGCGAGCAAACGCCUGAAUUUUAACGAUGCGCGAUCACUUGUCGAUAGCCAUUUGCUGGACCGAGAGGCGCAUCGUACGUGUGCGCCCGUCCCUAGUAACUUGGCUGUGAAUGUAAACGAAGAGUUACCCCAGCGCGCCAUUUGCCCACGUAUGUUUUGUUUUACUCGCUGAGCUCAAAGAGACAGACUGUUUACGAAGUUUGACAGAGGAUGUAAAAAAUCUGUCCGCAGUUUUCUUUUUCUUCUUUUUUUUUUUACUAUAAAGCGUCAACUUAACGAGUUUAUUUUGCGCAUUGCCCCCAGCUCGCAAUAGCCCUCACGAAGAAUGACAUGGCGCAGGCCACUGAUGCCUUGUCUGGUCGGCCGACGAGACGUGCGCUGAAGUGACGAUGCACGGACAGUUUUUCUGUAGCAUACAUUAAUUAAUCAAACGGUUGGGAUAAACGGGACAGUUGGCAUCCGCCUGGGAACUUUCAUUUACCGAUUCAUUCGCCCUCUCCCCAUCAUCUGUUCUCUCCUCAUAGUAGUCUCUGUUAUAGCAGACCGACUGCCCCGGAAAGGCAUAUCUGCGAAACGCGUAUCAAGAUGAUCGAUUUUUUUUUCCCAAGUAACCAAGCUUUCCAAGUAACCUGUAUGGAGGGGUUUCCGUUGUAUCUUCAGGCUCUUCGCAGGGGGGCUCUGACCUCGUCUGAGCCACUGAGCGCGGCGGGAAACCAUGGUUCGUCUUCGCUGAGAGCCGUACACACUGCUCACAGGGACCAGUCAGUGGCUGACUCACCGAGGGGCGCGCAAGACGCAACCCAGUGCUGUUUCGUUUCGGGCGAAGUUGGAGGUUGCAGCUACUUUGGUGCUACCUGAGUAGUUACUGUGCUAAGCAACUCGCAGCGUUAACUGCACAUAGUAGCCCGUUUCACCCGAAUCCCUGUCGCAUUCAUCGUCAGACCCCUUUUUCGCGAACAAGUCAGUAUUACAUAACUCCCCAUCUCUUGGAAACAAUGAGGAAAGAAAUCUUGGCGUUUGGCUCAUCUAGCCCUCGAUCUUUAAGUGUGUACAUUUGACUGUUCACCGUGUUAAGCGCCCCCUUCUCAACCCGCUUUUUCUCUUCUUUCUCUCUCGCUAAUCUUUUUUUUUUUUUUAUAUACGAGAGGGGUGGGGGUAUCCGCCAGCGAACCAUAAGUGAGGCAUUCUGAUAUCGCCUGAGGUACUUGAGUUUGGAGAUAAGUGACCGAUAUACUUUGCUCUCCCUGUGGCGAACAGUAAUUAUCAUCAAGAUACCUACUCGCAAACGCCUCACGCCUGCUAAUAUCGGUCUUCUUUAAUAUAUUCUUCUUUUCCUUCACUGAUUUCGUGUGAUUUACCAUGAUCUCUUUUCAUUUUUGGUAAACUUAGUUAGCUUUCUUUCUGAAUAAGCCGUGCUCCUCGAUAGCGUUAAACUGUUUUCCGGUCUUUGCAGCAAAACAAAAGUAGAGUAUAUGUAUAUAGGCAACAGCGCAGGCAACUGUACACGUCUAGCCCUCAUGUGAUUUGGUCGUCUUUCCGUUUGAGAAUAACUGUGUGCCUUCAAAUGCUUAUAACUCUGUGUGUUGUAGUGCGGUUUUUGUGUGUUUUCAUGCAUUCAGUUGUACGUUGCUUUAAGAAUUUGAAUGUACAUGCACACCCCGUACGCCCCUCUGUGUAUCGUCGUCUCCACGCGAAUCGUGCCCCAUCAGAUGUACAUAUCUCUUAAAGCAGUUAGCACAGCAGUUCACUCACUAAAACAUGUAAGUACGCAGGCGUUUCCCCUUUAUCAGAAAUGACAUUGCGAUAUGUGUCACACAAGUCACGUCACAAUGUCAGAGCUAAGAAGAAAAAGAAAAAAACUCGAUCAGAAGCUUCGACUAUAACUAUUUUGAACGGUUUUUGGUGCAUGGCAGAUGUAAAGCAUCUCAGAGUUUUACUUGAAAUGCAUUCACCUCAACUCUCAUUUCCCUAAUUUAAUUGUCAGCUCGUCCAAGGUGGUAAUGGCUUUCCGCAGUUAUACCCUCCCGAGUAUUCCGGAGAGAACACUCGUGUCACUGUAAAAUAACCGUUCACUUUUCUGAUGGGUUUGACUCAUUGCGGGCCGAGGCACUGCAGCUCUUUGCUACCACUCUACUAUAGUUGUGACAACACGGUCGAUGGGUGCUCUGAGCUAAAACUGCGAACUAUGUUAUUCUCUGUACUGAUUCUUGGUUUCUUGCAUGUGUGUUUGUGCACGCGUUUUCAGUCCUGUUCGUCGUGCAGGUAGUAUUUGUGAGCCAGAUAAAGUGUGAAGGAGUACGUUACUCCCUGUGUUAAUCGUGAAUAUAAAAUUAAUUGCUUCAUUCUUCUGCUGUGACAUCCGGUUCGGCUGCUUAUAAAGAAAUGUCAGUGUCAUGUUGUGAACAGCUUAUUUCCUUGGAUCUGCUAGCCUGCAUUGUUCGUUUUUCUCCCCCUUUCUUCUUCUGCCUCCUUCUUGCAGGUGUAAGCGGCCGCCGUAGAGCAGCAGAAAACAGCUGUAGGCACACCCUGGAUCUGUUUUGUUAAGAUAUUUAAUCACAUUUUGAGGAAUAACUGAAGGUCAUUUGAGAUAGUCAAAGCCUUUCGUCGUACGUCGGUGUGCACAUUGCCUAUUGCAGCAUUUUUGUAGUAUUUUAUUCUUCUUUUACGAUCCUGUUAAUGCAUGGAUAAACAUAAUUUAAGGCUUUUUAAUAUAUAUAUAUAUAUAUAUAUAUAUAUAUAUAUAUAUAUCUGUGUCUGUACUAUAUCAAUGUUGCAAAUAAUGAAAAAAAGCUCACGUAAAGGUGCAUUGAGCAGAAAUUUUUAAAAACUCAAUUUUUAAUUUUUUUUUUUUAUUUGCGACAGCUCAUAAAGACAUGGGGAAACACUACGAGCAUCACCAGUGAUAACACUGUUGAACUCCUUGUGUGUAAUUUUUUUUUUUUUUUUGAUUUGUGAUAGAGGUGAUAUAUAGAUGUUUACCUAACAGAAUAUACGAUGUUGUAGCUAUCAGUAGGCCUCCAAUGUCACAAAACACGACGUCAUUUUUCUCUCUUCGGCGAGGCCAGUAUUCCCCGUUACAGUCCGCCUUAUUGCGUGAAGAAAGGUAGCUGCACCCAAACUUCGCAGGUUCUCCCGGGACAUUUAUUUUUCUAUACACACGUAUGUUCCUUGUAGUUAAUUAACAGUGACGUGCGCUACAGAGGCCUUAAAUGCACCAAAUGCGCUUCCCACUUCGUCUCCAAAAAUCCUAAACGUAAUGCGUUGCACACGUUUGUAUUUCACACACACUUUCUUUUUGUUUGCUUCCUUUGGAAACGUCAGUCCUUGUAUCAGAUCCAUUAUUUGCUCCACGCACUCGCUCCUCCCCAGCCGACAGCGUCACACAAAAACGAAGCAAGGCGGAACACAACAUGUCGCCGGUGCCAUGUCGCUCGCUCAUAUGCAACACCUCAUUUGCCAUGUCAGCCAAACGACUGCAUUCGUUGUACAAGAUAUCCUUCUCUUUCCGUUGCCGUCGCAGACGUGGUUCUCAACAAGCAUGAACUGCAGCGACAAAACGUUCUGGAAGGGCAGUGGAAAACAAACGUUUCCAGACGACUGUUUAUCUAUAAUGCUUCAAUGGUGCAAUACACACUGCACACGCGUGCAUGCAUAUGUGUGUACGUGUUGUAUACAUAUGAAUAUAUUAUAUACACAAAUAUACAUGCAAUAUACACACACACACACACACACGCAAACCUUUAGUUCAGAGUUGUGUGCGAAGUGAUCGGGCGAGCGCAGCAAUGGCGCGAAAGGCGCGCUUCUGCUCGGCACCGCGCGCGUGUGUUCGCGCGAGGAGCUCCCACUGCUGCGCUGCCAAUGAAUGCCCCGCCCCUUCAUUCAUUCCCGUCCCCGAAAGCCCCGCGGGCCACUGCGAAUGUGUAUAUACGGUGCUCGAAACUCAGAUCUUUUCUCUUUCUCUUGUUGGAAAACAUCAUCCGUGUAUAGUGGACCGAUGCUGCGGCCGUUAGCUCUAUUUUUUUAUACGUUAUUUUCUCCGCGACAUGAACCGAGAGGUCAGGUUUGUCGUUUCGAUGCAUCACUCGCCCAUGCCGGCGGCACUUCGCGCCGUCGGUGCGAAACCAGCGCUCAUUCAUGUCUGCACACGCCUGUUGCACGUGGUAAUUGUUUUCUGUUACUCGGCCCGUUUCUUCUUUUCCGCCUCUCUCUCUCUCUCUUUCUCUCUCUCUCUCUCUCGUGUAAUACGUUUCUUUCCUAAUAAAUUUAUUACAUCA